Messenger RNA from Paecilomyces variotii, 2137 nucleotides. Its product is annotated as putative sugar kinase. Gene Ontology annotation, biological process: NAD+ metabolic process; NADP+ biosynthetic process. Gene Ontology annotation, molecular function: NAD+ kinase activity. The coding region runs from base 302 to 1651 and encodes 449 amino acids. NCBI's taxonomy places the organism in Eukaryota, Fungi, Ascomycota, Eurotiomycetes, Eurotiales, Thermoascaceae. The transcript has 3 exons. The record is from RefSeq and is a predicted model, not a curated record.
AUCAUACUCUGUGUCUGUCAACGUACAACAAAAGAUAGUGAAGACAACAGCAUUUGCACAUUUACGUGUCUGCUCAAUUACUAACCAGCCUGAUUCUUGAAGAUGCAUUGUACGAUCUAGCCAAAGUGCUAGGAUUGGUUAUACCACUUCUGCCGAGCAGAAGAUCACGAAUCGUGAUCUGUCGGAAAAUGGCACAUGAAGAGACAGUAUAGACUAGACGGUGAACUCGGAAGACGCUCAUUUCUUGGUAUCCCUUGAUUGUCUGUGUAUACAAAGUCAUUUUGCUUACCUUUCCGCCGCCAUGCACAUGUCUUUCCGGCCUCGAGGUCACUGGCUGGGACGGACAGGCUGGGCACAAUGGCACCGGCCGUUCUCUGCUUCAUCAUCAUAUCGAGAAAUCAGAGACAUCGAGACGCUUCCGCAACGGUAUAUUCCUAAAUAUCAAGAAUCGCGACAGAGCGAUCUUCUAUCUUUGAAAUGGCCAGCCCCACCUAGAAAUAUACUGCUGGUGAAAAAGGACUCAGCUCCAGAUGUGACUGAAGCCCUGAUUGAAUUAGUUAAUCAUGUUGUGUCUACAUACCCGUCAAUUAGUAUCAUCCUGGAGCCAAAAACAGCUGCUGAAGUACACUCGUCUCUUUCGUUUCCCGUGUACUCCAGCAAGUCCAGUGGUGUGCUCUCCACUGCUGCACAUGAAAAGGUGGACCUAGCCAUUACUCUCGGAGGGGACGGGACCAUUUUACGCGCAUCGUCUCUCUUUGCCACAUGUAAAGAUGUUCCUCCCGUUCUCUCAUUUAGUAUGGGCACACUCGGGUUCCUCAGUGAAUGGAAGUUCGCAGAGUAUAAGCGAGCGUUCCGAGAGGUGUACAUGUCCGGUGCUGGAGUCGGAGAUCGCACUUCCAUUCUGGAUGAUUCUCCUCCUCAUCAUCGUCAUAAACCCACUAUGGAGCAGACAGAAGCAGCGCUUGGUCCUACGGGAUGGUCCUCCAUCCGUGGCAAAUCCAUGGGCUCCUCUCGCGGCGCCCGUAUUCUGAUGCGAAAUCGCCUCAAGGUCGGGCUCUAUGCGCCUGACGGGAAGCCCGUGCGGCCUCAUCGGGACGUGUUCCAGCCCGGAGCUGACGGUAGAACUGAGGGCGUCUAUGCGAUGAAUGAGGUCCUGAUUCACCGCGGUAAGGAGCCGCAUUUAACCAUCAUCGACGUGUUUGUCGGUGGACGCUUCCUUACGGAAGCUGUGGCCGAUGGCAUGAUCAUCUCGACGCCUACAGGAAGUACGGCGUACAGUCUCAGUAGUGGAGGCAGCAUCGUCCAUCCGCUGGUGCCGUCUUUGCUGCUGACGCCCAUCUGCCCCCGAAGCCUUAGUUUUCGGCCGUUGGUGUUACCUUCCAGCACUCCGGUUACCCUACGAUUGAGCCAGAAGAACCGCGGACGCGAGGUCGAGGUAAGCAUCGACGGCGUCAACAUGCGCCACGGCAUGGCUGUCGGGACGGAGGUCCGUGUCUGGGACGAGGAGAUCCGACAUGGGAAAAACGACUGGCGCGGCGGCGUGCCCUGUGUCAUGAGAAGGACGCUCGGGGUUGGCGACGCAGACGACGGAUGGGUCGGCGGCCUGAACGGAUUGCUGAAAUUCAACUACCCCUUUGGUGAAGAGCCAUAGGGCCGACUCGCCCUAUCUCAGCGGCGUAGACUCUGCAGCGCAUGUCUAACAGAAGCUUAUGACCUGUCUUCCUGCUCCGGACGAGCGUUUCAGUGAAUAUACCAUGUUUCUUAUUGCGAGCAUAUAAAUCCUAGGCUAGCGACUAAUAUCGGGAUUCGGUAUAUUAUAAUUACGGCAUAUGCGUUUCUACUACUAUUUAGUUACGGAGUACGGACUUGGCCAUGGGUAAUAUGGGAAGCUCUGUGUCCCGACUAUAUAGACCACUAACUGGGGAGCUCAAACAGCGUGGACUUGAGGGCGACAACUAUCACUGAGGUAUCUAUUAGUCUCUCCAGCGACUGAAUGUGAUGAUACUCCUUUUUCGCCAAGCAAUUUGUAUGAUAUACAGCGAACUUUGGGUUAGGGAAAAGGCAAUAAACGCUAGAAAGUUCGGACGGAUAGCCGACUCGCCUGUGAAAUAAUACUUAAUAGAUUGGUUACUAAGUG